Molecule: messenger RNA, 841 nt
Organism: Helianthus annuus (common sunflower)
Lineage: Eukaryota; Viridiplantae; Streptophyta; Magnoliopsida; Asterales; Asteraceae
Product: HVA22-like protein a
Exons: 5
Coding region: 61-633 (190 amino acids)
Source: RefSeq, a predicted model, not a curated record
AUACAAAAACACCAUGGAACUGAACUCCAAAAUACUCGACUAACUUUAAUUAUAUUACAAAUGGGCAGGUCUGGAGUUGCAGCUGGAGAUUUGUUACUACUUAUGGCUCAAAACAUUGAUGUUCUUGCAGGGCCUGUAAUUAGUUUGGCUUACCCUCUAUACGCGUCAAUCCGAGCGAUCGAGACCAAAAAUGUUGCUGAUGAUCAGCAAUGGCUUACAUAUUGGGUGUUGUAUUCCAUGAUUACGCUUUUCGAGCUCACCUUUGCCGCUCUUAUUGAAUGGAUUCCAUUUUGGUCAUAUGCGAAGCUUAUUAUCACAUGCUGGUUGGUAAUACCACAGUUUAGCGGUGCUGCAUAUGUAUAUCAGCACUAUAUUCGACCUUUCUAUGUAGGAAACCGCACUAUUAACGUGUUCUAUGUUCCGAGUAAAAAGGACUUGUUCACGGACCCCACGCAAGAUGACAUUGUCGUCUCUGCUGAUAAAUACGUUCGAGAAUUCGGGCCGGAUGCUUUUUCUGGAUACGGCUACGUGCAAGAAAGCCUACCUCAAGAAACUAUACAACAUUUCGAUAUGAAUGGCGAAGCGAAGUAUAGAGGUAACACUUGGUUCUCUGAAGAUGACUAUGUGUAUUAAGGCUGUUUUGCGGAUCAUACAAUUUGCCGUACAACAGGCAAUGUAUGGACAGAUGCCCGGAUCUAUGGUUUCGGUCUGUUAACUAGCAUAAACCUUUUUUUUUAAUUUUCUAGCGUAUAAAAAUAAAGAAAAAUUGUAAUAUGGUUAUAUAAUCGAAAUAUGUUUUAAUAUUAAUUAGGUCACCAAGAAAACUGUUUUAUCUUAAUUU